Molecule: messenger RNA, 5376 nt
Organism: Solanum stenotomum
Lineage: Eukaryota; Viridiplantae; Streptophyta; Magnoliopsida; Solanales; Solanaceae
Product: ENHANCER OF AG-4 protein 2
Exons: 14
Coding region: 386-4693 (1435 amino acids)
Biological process (GO): regulation of transcription by RNA polymerase II
Cellular component (GO): nucleus
Molecular function (GO): double-stranded DNA binding; transcription coregulator activity
Source: RefSeq, a predicted model, not a curated record
UCUCUCUCUCUCUCUAUAUCAUCCACCGCCACACACUAACCCACUUUUUCUCCCUAAAUGCAAAAUUCUAAUGUAGAGAGCAGCAACUCUGUGUGCAACUCCAUCGAUUCCGAUGCCCCGCUCUCCGUCAGCAGCCCAUUCGCCGCCGGCGAAGUCGACAUAUCUUUCAUCUGAGUUCUAGGGUUUUUCAUUCGGUACAUCAAUUGGGAACGCUCCUUUCAAUCGAAUUCUGAAGACAAAGAAAGCAUAGUUAUAGAAACUUAAUAUCCUGAAGUAUAGAUAAGGUGCUCUAUUUCCGGCUUUGUUUGUGAUCGGAGGUAAACAUACGCAAAGGAGACCCUUGUGCGGGAGAGUAGUAUAUCUAGGGUUUUGAUAGAAUCAAGGAAUGGCUCCAGGUCGUAAACGUGGAGCUAAAGGAGUGAAGUCGAUGAGCGAGUUGAGUCUGGGUGAUCUGGUCCUUGCUAAGGUUAAAGGCUUCCCUGCUUGGCCUGCUAAGAUUAGCAAACCAGAAGAUUGGGCUCGAGCUCCUGAUCCCAAAAAAUAUUUUGUCCAGUUCUUUGGUACACAGGAAAUAGCAUUUGUCGCCCCAGCAGAUAUUACGGCAUUUACCAUCGAUGUUAAAAAUAAAGUGUCUGCUCGAUGUCAGGGCAAAACAGUAAAACAUUUUGCCCAAGCAGUGAGGCAAAUCUGUGAAGAAUUUGAAGGGUUACAGCAGAAAGAUUCCAGUGUUUCAGGAGAUGAGGCUUAUAAAACAGCUCCAGGCUGUGGAAUAGCUUCUGUUGAAAGAGUGUCUGCUGCUACCGAGUUGGACCAAAUGGACGGGGAUAAGAAGUCUAAGAAAGAAACAGAUAUCAAAAGCUUUGUAGAGGGAUCUGGGCUAGAGCGCUGCUCGAUGACUAAAGAUGACACUGCUGAUAUAGUUUCACAUGAUUCAGAGGGUAAUUUGCCUCCAUCAAUUUCAUCUUUAAAGGUGAUAUCAAUUCACAGUGGGAUUUCUAAUUCAGGAAAGGAGUUGGCUUCAUUGCCUAAUCCAGAAGGCACAAGUGAGGACAACAGAGAUCCCGAGGAGCGUGAGAAGCAAUUGAUCCACAAGGAGAACUUGAGAACUGCUGAGAGGAGUCAUUUUCCUGAUGCAGAUUUUCCUCCUCCUACAUCAUCUAAUGACGUGAAGCAGCUUGAUGGUGGUCGGAAGCAGCUGACAAAUGGACACAAAGCAAAGCUGGCGAAGAAGAAAGCUGGGGGUGGACAUGAAAUGCAAAGAAUUAGUGAUAUUACCAGUGAUCCAACUGUUAAAAAAGCAAGUGCCAAAAAAUUAGUGCCUGAGGUUAAGUCAGGUACCGAUGGUAGGAAAAAGAUAAAAAGAGAGGACGAUAGAAAACCUGAGACGGUGGAUGCUGCUCCCGGCCAUAUUGAGGAGAACAAAUUUCAGUUGUCUAGCAAGAAAUUGAAAGUUGAACCUGGACUGAUGUUGCGACGCAAUGAAAUAGCAGAUCCUUCUAAGAAGAUCAAAUGUGCUGAUGGGGCAAUGGAUGCUGUUAUGGCGAGCAAAAUUUAUGAUGAGGCUAAAGUGGUGAAAUCAGAGGUUAAAAAAUCAAUACCACUGGGAAAAGCCGAGGAUCACACUUCGCUGAAAUUGCAUGAAGGUGCUAUUGGUUCAAAUAAUUGUGGUGAAGAAGAUAUUCUCCCACCAUCAAAGCGCCAUCGGCGGGCAAUGGAGGCUAUGUCUAGUUCCUCUCCUGUUCCUCAACUUCCUACUAAGCGGAGAGCUGUCCGUUUGUGUGUGGAUAAUGAAACUGAAGAGCCCAAAACUCCAAUUCAUGGAGGAUCUAUUAAGAGGGAUGCUAUUUCUCGCGUCCCCAAUUCGGUGAAGAAGCCUGACCUAUCUAUUGGAACAUCUAGUAAUGACCAACCGAGUGUGAAAGACUCGGGCACGGUUGAUGAUAGCUCUAUCAAGGAGCAUGCACCAUCUGUCAGAUUACACAAAGAACUCUCUGGGCGUGUUUCUCAGAAAAAUGUGGAGAAGAAGCGUAUACCUACUGAUACAAGUGUUUCAUGUAGUCCUGGGAAAUUUGGAACUCCAAAAACAACUUCUAGGGAAGGUCAAACUGAUACUAUAUCGCCCAAAAAGUCCCCUGGGUUCACUGUCAAACCAGUCUCAGAGCCACAAAAAGGUGCUAAACUACCUGGUAAACCUCAGGGUGAUCAUAAAAAAUGGGUAGCUGAAUCUGAUACUGGCUAUAUUAUUGCUGCUGAUAACUUAAAUCCUCCUCGUGAUCAACCUAUUAAUGAAAGAAGUAAGAUAAUUUCUACCAAUGAAAGGAAAAAAACAACCCCAAAGUCUAGUUCCUUGAUGACUGAACCCGCUCAUGUGCCUGGUAAUCCUGUUGAAAGCAUGUCUACACGGUUUGAAAGCAGGCUUGAAGCUUUGAGAGAUGAGAAGCUUAAUGCUUUGAGAGAUGAGAAGCUUAAUGCUUUGAUAGAUUCCAAAGUUCUAGACCAGGAUAUGUCCAUGAAGCAUCUUAUAGCAGCUGCCCAGGCUAAAAGGCGGCAAGCUCACUUGCAGAGCAUUCAUGGUAAUACCCUUGCUGCUGUGGCCCCCUAUGCUGAACCACAGGGAGGGAGCCCCCAUCCAGCUCUUGGUUCUCAACCAUUAAGCUCUGGCAUGCUGCAUCCUGAAAUACAAGUUCUAUUUUCUCGCUCAUCUCCUUUAUCUGAGAUUCGGCAGUUUUCAUCGAUAAAUCCACCUGAGCCUGAAGAAAAUGAGGAGAAGAGAGUAAUUUCAGGCCUGGGGGCCUCUGGGGGCUCACUCAGUGGUGGCACUGAGGCAGCUGUUGCUCGUGAUGCUUUUGAAGGAAUGAUAGAAACAUUAUCACGGACCAAAGAGAGUAUCGGACGUGCAACCCGUCUAGCAAUUGAUUGUGCAAAGUAUGGCAUUGCUAAUGAGGUCGUUGAACUUCUUACCUGGAAGUUGGAAAAUGAACCUAGCUUUCAUCGCAGGGUGGACCUGUUUUUUUUGGUGGAUUCUAUAACUCAGUGCUCUCAUAGUCAUAAAGGCAUUGCAGGAGCAUCAUAUAUUCCUGCUGUUCAAGCGGCAUUACCUCGUCUUUUGGGAGCUGCUGCUCCACCAGGAGUGGGUUCCAGGGAAAACCGUCGUCAAUGUCUCAAGGUUUUGCGAUUAUGGCUUGAGAGGAAAAUAUAUCCUGAUUCUCUUCUUCGCCGUCAUAUGGAUGAUAUUGGUACGUUGAAUGAUGAUUCGUCUGGUGGUUUGUCCUUUAGACGACCAUCUCGAGCUGAGCGUGCUAUUGAUGAUCCUAUUAGAGAGAUGGAAGGCAUGCUUGUUGAUGAGUACGGCAGCAAUGCUACAUUUCAGUUGCCUGGAUUUUUAUCUUCUCACGUUUUUGAUGAGGAGGAGGAAGAAGAAGAUGUUCUUCGUAAUUUGCAAAACGAAGCUGCUGAGGAAUUAGCAAUAGAGCAUACACCUGCAACAGGUGAUAAUGCUGAAAGAUAUAUGGUCACUCCUAGUGACAGGCGUCAUUGUAUCUUGGAGGAUGUGGAUGGCGAGCUUGAAAUGGAAGAUGUUUCUGGUCACCCAAAAGAUGAAAGACCUUUGUUUGCAGAUGAUGUGAACCAGUCUGGCUCAGAUCGAACCAUGGAAUCAGCUUUAGAUAAUAUAUCUGAUUUGCCGCCUCUACCUAUGGGAUCCCCACCAUUACCUCCUUGUUCUCCUCCACCCACCCCACCUUUGCCUUCCUCUCCGCCUCCAUCACCGGCACCACCUCCACCUCCAUUAUCUCCAUUGCCACCUCCACCACCACCACCACCCCCACUUCCUCCAUCACAACCCCCACUACCUCCAUCUCAGCCACAUCCAUUCCCUCCACUGCCUGCUGGACCACCUCCUCUCAUGUUCCCUCAACCUUCUUUCCCACUCCAACAUGAAGUAGGGACACAACACUUGCACACUCUCACUCCAUCAGUACCAUCGCCAUCACCUGUAGUGGCAUAUACACAACCUCCUCUUCCAAACGAAGUUAGUAACAUACCCAGUGGUCAUCGGCUACCACAGGUAGCUGGAAACAUGCCUCAUGGUCCUCGUAUCAAUGCUUCUAAUAGGAAUGAGGUAUUCCCAUUGCAACCACCUUCUUUUACACCAGCAGGAGUUAGUAAUUUGCGGGAAUCUUCUGGAUAUAGUUCACGGCCUUUGGAAUAUGCUUAUAACGAUGCAUAUAUAAACCCACCAGUUUCUCAGUCCACACAGAAAUUUCAACCUGGUAAUGUGACUUUUGCCCCAAGGCCCAUGCAUCUUAACCCUCCACAUCAAAUCCCCUCCAAUAGUUUUUCGUAUCCAAGGGCGCCAGUGCAGCAACAUCCACAACAAGCAUAUCCUACACCGUGCUCAUUACCAGAGCGCCCUGAUGGAUCGAGGCGUUAUAUUGGUGAUGAACAGUGGAGGGUUCAACCCAAUGAGUUCAAUGGUGACCACCAGCGCAGUAUGUGGAUUGGUGCAGGAAGAUCAUGCCCUGGUCCAACUAUUGCUCAAGAAGGUUAUUUCAGACCGCCUGAUAGACCACCUGUGAGUAAUGUUGGAUUCCAGCCUUCUGGGUCAAAUGCUUUCCCUACUGGUCCUCCAAUUUCAGGUCAUGGAAUGCCUUGCCGACCGGACGUAACUGUCCUCAACUGGAGGCCAGCAUGAGGGCCAUUGACAGUUGGCUUUGAUCAUCGUAUCUAAUGGUGGCUCAAGUAGGAUACAGGACUGACAUCUGGAAAAAAGACAGUAAUUAGAGCAAUUGCUGUAAAGUUGGGUGACCCUUGGCAGGAUUUUGUACUAUUGUAAUUUUCCUGACAAAUGCAUUUCACAGACACAUACUUAACAAAGUGUAUUACGGAAGAUAGCUAGUCAGCAUGCAACAUUGUAGCCCUUUAUUGGUCAGCAGUACAAUAAUAUCUAAUUGAUCCUGGCAGAUUGUUCUGCUGCAAAAUUCUGAGGAUGUUAUUCAUUGAGACAGUGGUAACUUUUGGGUUAUUUGUUGAAUUUGGAGUGCUCCGACUCAUUCUCAGUGCUGUUGAGGUGCCUAAACAUUUAAUCAUAAGCUGACAGUCUGAUGAUCUGUGCUUAUCUUGAAAGAACAUGAAACAUGGAUUUAACUAUUAAAGAUCAUGAAUUCUGAUGAAGAUGAAGGACCCCAGGAGAGUUGAGAAAGGAGAGAAGUUAAGGUUGGUGUGGAUGGUGGGAAAGCAAAUUGGAGAGUAUUUCAUCUGUCUUGACCUACUUAAAAAACGAAAAGAUUUGUUGGGCUAGAAAAUUUACUGUUUCGUGGUGGUUGUUGAAGAUUAGCUUCUUGAAAGCUUUACCAGAGGUUUCCUGGAAAUUAAUCU